Suillus clintonianus is the source of this 1319-nucleotide messenger RNA. RefSeq lists its product as uncharacterized. The transcript has 6 exons. The record is from RefSeq and is a predicted model, not a curated record. Bases 35 to 1222 code for a protein of 395 amino acids. Gene Ontology annotation, cellular component: cytosol; cell periphery. Gene Ontology annotation, molecular function: cysteine-type carboxypeptidase activity; K48-linked deubiquitinase activity; cysteine-type deubiquitinase activity. Lineage: Eukaryota; Fungi; Basidiomycota; Agaricomycetes; Boletales; Suillaceae. Gene Ontology annotation, biological process: protein K48-linked deubiquitination.
CGCUUCUUGGUCACUAACCCCAACCGCAGCUUUCAUGACAGAGCGCGCCGAUACCCUCCAUGCAUCAAGAGCAGACGUCUGGUACCUCAAGGAAAUCGCGUUUGGAAGCGCGGAAACAAAGCGUAGAUUAAAGAUCAUUACGCAGAAUUUUAAUGGGCCGUGUUCGUUCAUUGCUAUUUGCAAUAUUUUGAUCCUGCGAGGAGAGAUCGAAGUCCUGCCGUAUGAGCGCGGGACGGUCUCAUAUGAGUUCCUUGCGCAGCUCCUGGGGGAAUAUCUCCUCAUGAGCUGUCCGGAUAUUGAUGUCUCUGCUGCGCUCUCGAUCAUGCCUAGUACCACCAAGGGCCUCGACCUCAACCCUGUCUUCACAGGGGCUACGUCAUUUCGACCUGCAGGAGAAGGUGGGGAGUUGAUGCUGUUCGAGCAGGCAGGGAUAGAGCUCGUGCAUGGGUGGCUUGUUGACCCUGGGAGUGAGGAGAACAGAGUGUUACAGCAUGUGCGUGAUUAUGAUACUGCUGUGACGCUUAUUGCGGACGCGGAUCAUAUCACGAGGGGACGGUUAUUGAGUGUGGAUGUGUGGGGUGAAGGGGAAGCGGGGGGUAGUAGUCAGGCGGGGAGCGGGCCGAGCGGCUAUGCGGGCCCGAAUAGUCCAAGCGAUAAUUAUUCAGAGAAGGAUAGAGAGAAGAUCGAACAUGCGCUGGUGGCACAGGCGUUCUUGGAGAGUACCAAGUCUCAAUUGACGUACCAUGGGCUGUUCCAGCUUGCGUCUACGUUACAGCCUGGGUCGCUUGUCGCAUUGUUCCGAAACUCACACCUCUCUGUGCUGCAUAAACGAGAGGGGGAGGACUCGUCGCUUUACAGUUUGGUCACGGAUCAUGUGUUCCUGCAAGAGUCGUCGGUGGUGUGGGAGCGACUAGAAGACGUCGAUGGGGUUGGCUCGACGUUUGUGGACUCGGAUUUUGUUCAUUCGACGCCUGCGGGAGGCGACUUUGCUGGACACACGGCGGAAAGCGCAUUGCAUGCUCUAGAGAUGGAAUCAAACCCAGAUGCGGUACUAGCACGACAACUACAAGCGGAAGAAGACGCACGAUCGCAUGAGAUAUAUAUGCGGAGACAGAGGCAACAGGAGAUUCGGCAGAGGGAAGAGGAGGAGCGGAAACGGAAGAACGAGGAUGGGGCUAGUAGGAAAAGUAAGAAAAUGAAAGACAAGUGCGUUAUAAUGUAGGUAUACCUGCAUAUUCAUUGGAAUAUUAUUGGAUAUAAUCUUAAUCUUGUCAUAACGGAUCCGCGCGUGUGAGUGAGACACGAUUGCAACCAGAAUU